Fusarium tjaetaba is the source of this 1425-nucleotide messenger RNA. RefSeq lists its product as uncharacterized. The coding region runs from base 1 to 1425 and encodes 474 amino acids. The record is from RefSeq and is a predicted model, not a curated record. The transcript has 5 exons. NCBI's taxonomy places the organism in Eukaryota, Fungi, Ascomycota, Sordariomycetes, Hypocreales, Nectriaceae. Gene Ontology annotation, biological process: protein sumoylation. Gene Ontology annotation, molecular function: zinc ion binding; SUMO ligase activity.
AUGCCCUCUUCGCCACCAGUCAUCCAAGAAGCCGUCAACGCCAACGAUCCCGUGCGCCUACAGCAGAUUCGCCAGAGCGUGCACAAUUCCAUCUCGAGCUCUCAGACCGGAUCCUCGCCCUCUCGGUCCAACUACCCGAUUUCACAUGGUCAUGCUUCCUCAACACCUUUCGGAUUGCACAGCAUGUCGUUCCCUAGCACACACGGCAGCCUAUCUAAUGGUCAGCGCUCUGUGGUCAACUUCAGCUCGUCAGUGUCCCUCACCUUCAAACCGAGCCCGUUUUAUCAGAUCGAGGCGGUUGCUGGUGAGAUAAAGACCUGUGAUGUCAUGUCGCAGCACCGUAACACCAUUACCUAUCCCAUCAGACUAGACGAUCAUCCUGCCUUACAGAAGUGCGUUAACGACCCUUCGUACCGAGUGAUGGUCUUUUGCGCCGGAGACACUUUGGGAAUUCAAGAUGUCGCAUUUCCUCACCAGUCAGAGCUUAAGGUGAACGGCGGCGAGGUCAAGGCCAAUUUGCGCGGCUUGAAGAACAAACCUGGAUCUACUAGACCGGUUGACAUCACAAAAGCGCUUCGUCUUCGUCCGAAAUAUACCAACAACGUUGAGUUCACAUACGCGCUGACAUCCAAGAAUUUCUACCUUGUGAUAAAUGUUUGCAAGAUAACAUCUGUCGAACAGCUUGCGGAGCGCAUUGCCAAUGGCAAGAAGAUAUCGAUUGAAUCUGUAAAGCAAGAACUCAACGCCAAAGCACAAGAUCCAGAUGUGGUAGCAACUUCACAGGUGCUAUCUCUCAAAUGCCCGUUGUCAUACAUGCGAUUAGCACUCCCUUGCCGUGGCUUGAGCUGCACACACUUGCAAUGUUUUGAUGCCACUUCUUAUCUUCAACUGCAAGAACAAGGCCCGCAAUGGCAAUGUCCUAUUUGCAACAAGUCCGCAACUUUUGAGCAGUUGGCUGUCGAUGCUUAUGUCAAAGACAUCCUGGAAAAAACACCAAAGAGUCAGGAAACUGUGACCAUCGAACCCAAUGGCGAAUGGCAUCUCAAGAGCACAGAUGACAGUAGUCAAGGGCACACGAAUGGAAACUCAUCUUACGCAAAUGCAUUUGAUGAUGACGACGACGACCUGGUAAUAUCAGAGGUCAAUUCUAUUGGCCACCGCCGUUUAGAGACGCCCAAAAUCUCUACACCGAUCAGUACGCCAGUGACAGCAGGUCGCGAUGUGUCGUCUUCUGCUGGACCGAGAGGCGUAGCGUCUACCAGCGCGAAGCGCCCAGUGGCCGCUGUCAUCGACCUAACGCUAUCUGACGAUGAUGAUGAUGAUCCGCCUCCGCCCCCAAAAAGGCAAAACACGUCGAUGAACGGAUUCUCAGGCAACUUACCCAACAACUCUCCAAUCUCGCCAGGUGAUCUCGGGUAUCUUUAG